AUACCUGACAAAGAAACUCUUGACAUUGAUUGCAGCUGUUCUUGAUCCCUAUGGAGCUACUAUGUUUGGUUCUCGGGUUAGUGACUACAAAAAAAAGCAAAUGAAAUUUAAAUGAACUUCUGAAUCUUGCUUGAACUAUUCUGGUUAUUUGGUUACGGAAAUUUCAUGUCUGAUCUGUUGUACUAUUAUGGGGAAACACAAAAAAACACAGGGGGGCAAAAUAGCCAGCAGCAACAGUGGCUGAAUUCUGGUGCUUGGAACCAAGGGAUGCAACAUACACACCCCUGGAUGCAAAAUCGAAGGCUUCCACAUGCUUAUAUUAACAGAACACAAAGGAAUGCCCUGAAUAUUCCAGUGAGUGCAACUAUGUAUGGUAUCUUCAAUAGUCAAGGCAAUACACAGGCAAACUUGCCUGUGAACCUGGGUGCACAUACUUCAGUGGGUGAGUACAACCAAGUGUCUGCUGUGCUCCAACCCCCUGCAAACAAGGUCGCUUAUGAAGCCCCUAUGUCAUACAUGCAACUCCUACUUGCUGCUGAAGAAGAGGGUGCUAGAAAUGCAUCAUCUCAAUCACAAGAAGAUCGCCUUGUUCGUACUGAGAACGAUAUGUACAUGAUAACUGGGCGAUACAGUGUAUCUUCAGAAGAUCCAUUCCAAGCACAUGCGGGCGGUGGAGCUCAGCAUACAUCUGAAGUCGAUGACCAGCAUGAUAUAGAUCUUGAACCUUUUGUUGACAAUCGAUUUUCAGAAAGCUUGAAUGAUUUGAACUGGGACAAUGAAAUGCAGACAGAAGCAGGAGGAAACAAAAACGGCUCUAUGGUCUCAAAUGAGAUUGCUUCUGACAAUGAUUCUGAUUCCGAGGAUGAUCUUUCUUCGUCGUUGUUGCAAAAGGCCUCUGAAAUUGCUGUUACAACUGCUGGAGAACAAGAGAACAGUGGUACAGCUGGUGAAGUUCAAAAAUUAACACAGGAAGACAUACUGAUAUUCCUUGAAAAUGACAGUAUAGAAGCUGCUCAAAGUGCUAGCCAAGAAGUGCGCAGCCAUCACGUACCCCAUGUGGACAUGGUCUUUGAUACGGAUGAUGCAGCUUACAACUUUUACAAUGAGUAUGCCUCAAUUGCUGGUUUUCUGUGAUUAAAGCAUCUCGCUAUUGUGGCAAGAAACAAGGAGGCAGUGCAGCAACUCGGGUAACUUUCAAGUGCAAUCGGUCAGGAAGACUAAUUGAUGAAGAAGAACAAGAGAAUAGGAAGAAGAAACGAAGUGACACAAGGCAACAGAAGACAGGACAAGAGCCCUAUCGCAACGCAAGGAAGAAAAAAGCAAACACCAUUGCAAUAACAGGAUGUAAAGCUCAGCUUAUUGUCACCAAGAAGGAUGAGAAGUGGGUGAUAACAACCAUAAACCUAGAGCACAACCAUGAUUUGAGUCCUCACACAGAAGUGAAAUACCUUCGUUCUCAUAACUACAUGACAGACGACGAGAAGCUCCUAAUCCGAACUUUCAAUGCUGUGAAGCUACAAACAAGACAAAUAAUAGCAAUCCUAAGUUACUUGAGAGGCGGGAACACUCCUUACACCAAAAAGCAUGUAAGGAAUGUUAGAACAGCCAUUGGCAAAGAGAGCAAUCAAAAUGACAUGAUGCAGGUGCUCACAUAUUUCAGGAAGAGACAAGCUGACGAUCCACAGUUUUACUAUGCGUUCAAAACAAAUAAAGUCCCUGAUGACGCAAGUAAAGUUUUGUGCAUUUUCUGGGCUGACAGAUAUCCUAGGAAAAUGUAUGAGCUGUAUGGCGAUUGCCUCAGCUUCGACACAACAUUCAAGACAAACAGAUACAACCUCCCGUUUGCUCCCUUUGUUGGUGUCACGGGACAUGGCCAGAACUGUUUGUUUGCUUGCUCUAUCAUAGAGAAUGAAACAGCUGACACCUUUCAAUAGUUGUUUGAGACAUUCUUGCAUUGCAUCGGUGGGAAAUCUCCGUCCACAAUCAUAACAGACGAUGAUGCUGGGAUGAACACAGCUAUUCCUUUAGUUUUCCCGCAUAUCUGCCACAGGCGUUGUUUGUUUCAUAUUAAAAAGAAGGUUGAGGAAAAAUGUACUAGGACUUUUGCAACACAUAAGACACUACAUGAUGAUUUCAGUGACAUCAUUCACAACUCUCUGACAGUGGCUGAGUUUGAGCAAUUGUGGACAGAAAUGGUGGAGAAAUACAACAUUGGGCAUGUGAAGUAUUUUCAUAUC
Messenger RNA from Triticum aestivum (bread wheat), 2237 nucleotides. RefSeq lists its product as uncharacterized. Bases 166 to 1134 code for a protein of 322 amino acids. The transcript has 5 exons. The record is from RefSeq and is a predicted model, not a curated record. Lineage: Eukaryota; Viridiplantae; Streptophyta; Magnoliopsida; Poales; Poaceae.